Messenger RNA from Puccinia triticina, 1107 nucleotides. RefSeq lists its product as uncharacterized. NCBI's taxonomy places the organism in Eukaryota, Fungi, Basidiomycota, Pucciniomycetes, Pucciniales, Pucciniaceae. The record is from RefSeq and is a predicted model, not a curated record. Gene Ontology annotation, biological process: protein arginylation. The transcript has 9 exons. Gene Ontology annotation, cellular component: cytoplasm. Gene Ontology annotation, molecular function: arginyl-tRNA--protein transferase activity. The coding region runs from base 1 to 1107 and encodes 368 amino acids.
AUGUCUAGUGGGCAGGAGGGACCGGAAUACUAUUCGAUCAUUGAGCCCCUCGGAGAGUCUUCUUCGUCUUGCGGAUACUGUCAUUCGAAGUCGGAUUCUAGUCACGCAUAUGGAAUUUGGGCCCAUACCUUGUCACCAAAGGUUUAUCAAAUGAUGAUGGAUCGGGGCUGGAGACGGUCGGGCUCUUAUCUUUAUUUACCUGACCGACAUACAACCUGUUGCCCACCUUACACGAUCCGAUGCUCUGCCUCAGGCUUCCAGGCUAGUAGGGGCCAAAGGCAAGCGGCAAAUCGAUGGCGAAAGUUCAUCACAAAUACUGCAACCGAGGAUUCCGCCACAAAAAAACAGCAAAAACCCCAGACUCCGUUUGAUCUGUGUCAAGUUUUUGACUUGACUGGGGUUCACGGACAAACAUCAAGUACGAAAGGACUAAAAUUUGAGGUUAAGUUCGAGUCUGCUGAAUUUACUGAAGAAAAAUUUGCGCUCUACAAGAAGUACCAAAUUGAGGUCCACAACGAUCGGGCAGAGGAAGUAACGAAAAAGUCGUUUGAAAGAUUCUUAUGCACGAAUCCGUUUAGAUCUGAUUCCUCGGUAGCCCAACAUGCAUGCUGGUUGGUCGAUGGCCGGUUGAUAGCCUUUUCAGUCAUCGACAUCUUGCCACUAGGUAUCAGCAGUGUGUACCUUGUCUGGGAUACCAAUUAUGCCAAGUAUGGUCUGGGCCGGCUAGCUUCCCUGAGAGAAAUCGCCUGGAUUCAAGAAUGGAGAGGUUCCAAGUUUGGCGAACAGUUUGAUUGGUACUACCUCGGCUUUUACAUUCAUUCUUGUCCGAAGAUGACCUACAAAGCGGAAUAUUCCCCCAGCUACCUCCUAGAUCCGUCCACGUUAGACUGGAGCCCGCUGGAGACCUGCAUUCCGAUACUCAACGCGAGCGAGAACAACGUAACCAGUUUUUCAUCCGAAGUGACACAAGAGAGGAAGUCCAGCCUGGAAGAUUUCUCAGUCAAGAUUCUGACGUCAGCUGGAGCGAUCGACACUGUGAGAUCAAGUGACACAAGAGUUAAAGAAGUGGUAGAAAAGCUUGGGUUUGAGAUCGUUGCACCGGAUUAG